Molecule: messenger RNA, 3434 nt
Organism: Prosopis cineraria
Lineage: Eukaryota; Viridiplantae; Streptophyta; Magnoliopsida; Fabales; Fabaceae
Product: CRM-domain containing factor CFM2, chloroplastic
Exons: 12
Coding region: 173-3046 (957 amino acids)
Biological process (GO): RNA splicing, via transesterification reactions
Molecular function (GO): mRNA binding
Source: RefSeq, a predicted model, not a curated record
GUGUGACGUGUGUUGGAUAACUCGUGUGUUCUGGUAGAGUUUGAUUCUCUCAACAGAUUUUUAAAUAAAGUACAUAAUAAUCUCAGUGAUCCAAUAAUCCGAUCUUUAUGCGAGUGUCUAGCUCCCGCCUUGGCCUUCUGCCCACUAUCUCUUGCCUUGAUGAACUACAGAAAUGUCGCUUCCGGCAACUCACUUCCACACCUUCGCCAUCCCACCAAAACUCCCGUCACAUCAAUCUUCUUCCUCAUUCUUCUUCCCUGUUCCAAUCUCUAAAACACUAGUUCCACGGUCAUCCAGAGGCCCCAAAUUAUUUGUCCGUUGUUCGGCUGACACGCAGACCCUACCCAAAUCUGCCAUCCAACGAAUUGCCGAGAAGCUCCGCAGCCUCGGUUACACCGAGGAUAGCCAUUCUUCUAAACCAGAAGGUGAUUCCGCUCUGAACAGCUCGGCAGGAGAAAUAUUUGUUCCUUUGCCGCAACAGCUGCCUAAGUACCGAAUUGGGCACACAAUUGACUCCAGUUGGAGUACACCCGAGAGCCCAAUUCCUCAACCAGGAACAGGAACUGCGAUAGUGAGGUAUAAUGAACUCACAAGCGAGGUGGAGAAGCGGAAGAAAUUCGAGAAGGAGCUGGGGAAGAAUAAGAAAGAGGAAAAGGUGCCCACAUUGGCGGAGUUGAGUCUAUCGCGUGUGGAAUUGAGAAGGCUGACGACUCUGGGGAUUCGUAUGAAGCAGAAGUUGAAGAUAGGGAAGGCUGGGAUCACGGAAGGGAUUGUGAAUGGGAUUCAUGAGCGUUGGAGACGGUCGGAAGUUGUGAAGAUUUUUUGCGAGGAUAUUUCUAGAUUGAACAUGAAAAGGACUCAUGAGUUAUUGGAGAGGAAAACUGGAGGUCUGGUUGUUUGGAGAUCUGGAAGUAAGAUAAUAUUGUACAGAGGGACUGAUUAUAAGUAUCCUUACUUCCUUGCUCAUAAGUUGUCAGGAGAUGACACCCUUGAUGAUGAUUUACAGCAUUCAGACAGGGGCAAAGCAGAGAACCAAUCAUCUGGUAUAAAGUCAGAGACAUAUGCUGAGAAAAUACUAGACUUUAAAACAGAAAAGCCAGGUUUAAUACAAGGUGUUGGUAGUUCCAACAAAGUACGAUUUCAACUGCCAGGUGAGGCAGAGCUUGCAGAAGAAGCUGACCGCUUGUUAAUGGGGCUCGGUCCACGAUUUACUGAUUGGUGGGGAUAUGACCCUCUACCUAUUGAUGCUGAUCUUUUACCUGCUAUUGUUCCUGGAUAUAGGAAGCCUUUCCGCCUUCUUCCAUAUGGUGUGAAUCCUAAACUAACAAAUGAUGAAAUGACCACGUUAAGGAGACUUGGGAAACCAUUGCCCUGCCAUUUUGCAUUAGGUAGAAACAGAAACCUUCAAGGAUUGGCUGUUGCAGUUGUUAAGCUCUGGGAAAGAUGUGAAAUUGCUAAGAUUGCUAUAAAGAGAGGGGUGCAGAAUACUAAUAGUGAGAUUAUGGCUGAAGAAUUGAAGCUUUUGACUGGAGCAACUCUUCUUGCUAGAGAUAAGGAGUUCAUUGUUUUGUAUAGAGGAAAGGAUUUCUUGCCAUCUGCAGUGUCUUCAGCAAUUGAAGAGCGGAGGAAUAGUGCAAUUUACAAGGAAAAACUGAAGUUGGAAACGAGUUCGUCAGUGAUAACCACUCCAGAACUGAAACAUGGAAUUGUAGACGGUCUUGAAGGCAAUGAUAUUCCCAUCCAGAAAGAGACAUCUAUCUCUGGAGAAAGAAGGUUGAUUGAGGCAGCUAUUAAAAGGACCAGCAUGAAGUUGUCAAAGGCAUUCGAGAAUAAAGAAAAGGCAGAAAAACUUCUAGAAGAACUGGAGAAGGCUGAGAAACCCCAGGAAUUAGAAGUAGAUAAAGAGGGUAUAACUGAAGAAGAGAGGUACAUGCUACGGAAGAUUGGCUUGAAGAUGAAGCCUUUCCUGCUAAUGGGUAGACGAGGGGUUUUUGAUGGAACUGUUGAAAAUAUGCACCUUCACUGGAAGUACAGGGAACUUGUGAAGAUAAUUUGUAAAGAAAGAAGUCUGGAAGAUGUCCACCAAACAGCUCGGACCUUGGAAACAGAAAGUGGUGGUAUAUUAGUGGCAGUAGAAAGAGUGAGCAAAGGUUAUGCAAUCAUUGUGUAUCGUGGAAAGAAUUAUAGUAGGCCGGCACGUUUGAGGCCACAGACACUUCUAAACAAAAGAGAAGCAAUGAAGAGAUCUAUAGAGAGUCAGCGCCGGGAGUCAUUGAAGCUGCAUGUUUUAAAGUUAAAUAAGAACAUAGACGAAUUGAAACUUCAACUGGUUAAAGAUAAGGAGGCUAAAAGUAUGCAAAUAACUGAUGCAUCAAGAUUUGAGUUGGUCAAAGAGGAGAAAAAGAGUUUGCAAUCCAUUGGACAUUCAAGAUCAACAACUGCGCUCAAAUUUAAGCCUUCUUCUACAGUACCUGCUUUCCAAGAAAAACAGACAGGGUGGGAUGAGAUGGAUGGAUCUGGCGUUGAUACCAGGCAUUGUGUUUCUAGCAACGAAGCAGUUGAAUCAUCAAUCAAAUUAUCCAAAAGCGGUCCAGAAUCAUCAGCUCCAACUAUAGAUGAAAAGAGUUCAAAUAAGUUGCCUUCUAGACCUUUGAAUCUGUCCAAUAAAGAGAGGCUUCUUCUGCGAAAGCAGGCCUUGAAAAUGAAGAAACGGCCUGUCCUUGCCGUAGGAAAAAGCAAUGUUGUGACUGGGAUCGCAAAAGCAAUCAAGGCUCACUUCCAAAAGCACCCUCUUGCCAUAGUCAAUGUCAAAGGCAGGGCAAAAGGGACGUCAGUUCAAGAGGUGGUUUUCAAGCUAGAGCAAGCAACAGGGGCAGUUCUAGUGUCUCAAGAACCCAGCAAAGUGAUACUUUACAGGGGAUGGGGCGCCGGAGAGAAAUAUGAUACGCAUGCUAACAGCUCGGGUAAGGAUAAAGAGGAGGCGGCAAAGCCCAUUGUGUCACCUCAACUCCUGGAAGCCAUUAGAAUUGAAUGUGGAUUACAGUGAACAAUCCAGAGCUCAGGCUUUCUCCCGACUUUUUCUGCUGCGAAUACUUGUCCACAAGCACUGUCUGGGAGGCGGUUUUGCGCUGGAAUUUGUCAGAGAAUUGUGAAAUCAUGAACGAAUGAAAAUUGGUAUUUGUUGAGGCCUUUAGAAUUUUUGAGAGGCUGUGAGAAAUAGGAAAUAUAUUAAAUGCAAUAUAUAAUCUAACUUAAGUACUUCUGGUAAUCAGUAGUAUAGUACUCAGAGGAACGCGGAAGAAGCUGCAAGCAGAAAGACGUGAGAAACAAAAGAUCAUAAUAUGAUAAGGUUGAGGGUUAUUUUUGCUUCUAAACUGGUCAUGAAAACUUACAAAUGAUUCUACAUUUAAUUAUGAGUCAAUUAUAUUUCUCAA